Aegilops tauschii subsp. strangulata is the source of this 1209-nucleotide messenger RNA. RefSeq lists its product as uncharacterized. NCBI's taxonomy places the organism in Eukaryota, Viridiplantae, Streptophyta, Magnoliopsida, Poales, Poaceae. The record is from RefSeq and is a predicted model, not a curated record. Gene Ontology annotation, molecular function: protein binding.
AUGUCGUCGCCAACACGGCGCGCCCAAGUUCCCUGGUCGAGCAUCCCCACCGAGCUCGCGGGCGUCGUGCUCCGCCGCCUGCCUUGCCAUGCCGACCGGGUCCGCUUCGCCGCCGUCUGCAAACAGUGGCGCGCCUCUGCGCGGCAGACCUCUCCGCCCCCGCACUACCCGUGGCUCGCCUUGCCUGACCGGACAUUCUAUAGCCUGCCGGACUCUGCCUUCCGGCCGCUGCCGCUCCACCUCGACCGCCACCGGCAGCUGCCGCACGCGCAGAGCUCCUGCGGCGAGUGGCUCGUGUUUGAGCGCUACGACGGCGCCUAUACGCUGGUCAGCCCCUUCUCCAUGUCCACCACCAUCCUGCUCCCCGGCCUCUCCGACACGUACGCCCCCAACGUGCCUCUCCUCGUCGCGAACGACCAGCCGGUGCCCGACAUGCUGAAGCUCGUCGUGUGCUCUGACGACCUCGUCGCAGCGAUCGUCAAUGAUAACGAGGCAUUGACGUAUGGCAGCAAGCUUGCCUUGUGCCGGCCAGGGGCGUCCUCGUGGUGGUCCAGCAGACCCGACGAGCUUCGCGUCCUCCAACACAUUGUCUCCUGCGAGGGAAAGCUCUACGCCCUCGACAAGUUCAAUGGGCUCUUCUCCGUUUCCAUCGGCACGGACAGGCGCACCAGCAAUCCGACUGUGUCACGGGUCGAGCGCCUCAUGGGUAGCCCCCGUGGGGUCCUCAAACACUCGUCACGAUACCUGCUUGAAUCUAGCGGCACGUUGCUGCUGGUCUGCAGGGACGACACGAUGCUCGAGUGGUUCAGCAGCGCCGGCUUGAGGAGUGCGCUCAUGGACGGGCUGGAGCUGGAGUUCGAGGUACUCAAGGCGGACGUGGAGAGGUCGCGGUGGACAAGCAUAAGGAGCGUGGGCGAUGACCGGGUGUUGUUCGUCGGGCCAUGGUGCUCCCGAGUUGUUCAUGCUACUGGCGAGCAUGACCCAAUCUACACCGCUGGGAACCGCAUCUUCUUCACGGUGGACCUUAGCGCGAAAAGAUACGAUCAUCGAUACUACGGCUACGGGACACAACAGGAGCCCUUCUACUGCAUCGUCUACGACAUGAGCACGCAGCGGUCGGAGUUGUUCCUGGAGAAGCCGGUGCGCCCGUUAAAGGGCUUCCCGGUGACAUGGCUUUUCCCUCCAACCCAGCGCCAGCUGCGCGACUAA